ACAUUUCAAUUUCACACGCCGUAAUCCGACGAAAACGUGCGUUUGUUUUCAUGAUCUCAUCCAUAUAUACGCGUUAAAAAUGGUGCGAAAACUAAAAUUUCACGAGCAGAAAUUGCUCAAGAAAGUAGAUUUUAUAUCAUGGAAAGUGGACAAUAACUUGAACGAGGUGAAAGUGAUGAAGAAAUACUAUGUUCAGAAACGAGAAGAUUACACAAAGUAUAACAAGCUUUCUCGUGAAAUCCGCGAGUUAGCAAACAAAAUUAAGGACCUGGACGCAACGACGGAGUUUCGCACAGAGGCGAGCGCGCAGUUACUAGAGAAGCUGUACCAGAUGGGGCUGAUUCCGACGCGCUGGGACCUAGCGCUCGCGAUCAACGUGUCCGCGAGCUCCUUCUGCCGGCGACGGCUGCCUGUCGUCAUGUGUAGAAGUAAAAUGUCACAAAACCUGAAAGAGGCCACAAAGCUGAUCGAGCAGGGGCAUGUGCGUGUAGGCCCUGAGGUAGUGAAGGACCCCGCAUUCCUGGUCAACCGGUCGCUGGAGGACUUUGUCACAUGGGUUGACGGCUCGGCUAUCAAGCGGCAUGUUAUGGAGUAUAAUGAAAUGCGGGAUGACUUCGAUCUACUCUGAGGAUACUACAAGCGAGGACAAGAUAUUCUUAGGAUAUAAUGAAUUAUUACUAAUAUAGCUAUUAGAUACAUGAACAAUAUAUAGGCUGGAAUUCCUUAAUGGGUCAGUGAGAGUAGCUACCAGAUCCCGUGCUACGCGAAAACGGUCUUAGAAGACCUUCCCUCGAUUUCAAAUGAAUGAAGAUUUUAUUUUUAUUUAUUUACCAACUUACAUUUACAGUUAAACCAGACAUGCAAGUUACGGAAGAUUGUCAAUAUAGAUUUUGGCAAAAACGUACAGGUUGCGAGAAAAAGGUCAUUUUGACUAACUUUUUUUUUAUGUCAAUAGAUCCCAUUCCUAUGCAGGAUCAAAAGCUUGUAUGGGACCAAAAAAAAUAAACGGCUAGAAAAACCACAAAUGUAGGAAAUUUUCUCAUACAAUUUGUUAGAGAAUGAGUACUUUUAUUUUUAACGAGCUAUUUUUUUAUGCCAAUCGAUUCCAUUCCUAUCCAGUAUCAACAGUUUCCUAGGGGUCAACUUAAGGUAAUGUACUAAAAAGCCACAAAUGAAAUAAAACUUGUUUCAUACAUUUACUAUGGAGAAAACGUGAAGUUUUAUUCACAUUUUUCCUGUCCAAUCAGUCCUGUUACAUUUAAGGACCACAAUACUGUAUGAAGACAUUACAGUAACAACAUUCAAAAUAUCAAAAAAUGGGGGAAAAAGUUUAAGUUGACCCCUAGGAAACUAUUCAUACUGGAGAGGAAUAUAAUCGAUUGGCAUAAAACAUAGCUUGUGAAAAAUAAGUUUUCAUUUCCAUACAACUUGUACGGGAAAAGUUUUCCUCGAUUUGUGGCUUUCCUAGCAGUUUAUAUUUUUUUGGUCCUAUACAAGCUUUUGAUCCUGGAUAGGAAUGGGAUCGAUUGGCAUCAAAAAAAAGUAUGUCAAAAUUGACCUUUUUCUCGCAUCCUGUGUUUUUCCAAAAUUGUAAACGCCAAUUUUCAUUAAUUUGAAAUCGAGGGAAUGCAAUACCCAUUAUGAAAUUACACCCUGUAUAGAUAUAUUUUAAGGUAUUGUGUGAAUGUGAAUGAAAAGGUUUAGGUCAUACCUUCAUGGUAUAUGUUGACAAUAUUGAUAUCUAAGAAUUUGAAUUUAUCAAAAAUAAUAUAAUGACGAAAAAACUAUUUUCAUUUCUUAUACCAUUUAAGUUGGCCGUUGUUGUCCUAAAAAGUGUGCAGAAAAUUAUACGUUUCUGGUCUAGAGCACUAUGCUCUAUAAGAACGUUAUUUUUAUAAGCAAUUAAAAUUUUGCUUUUAAAUAUAUUUACAGUACAUAUGGUGCUACUUUACCGCACUAGUGCAAAAAUAAGCAUAUUACGAUACUGUGUCGAACAUUUAAAGGGCCAUAUGUACUGUAAAACGUUGUACGAUACAUGUGCGAAUAGGUAAUUCGCAACUUGUGUCGAUCUAAAACCCUCCCUUCGGUCGUGUUUUAAUAUAUCGCCACUCGUUUCGAAUUUCCUAUUUUUCGCACUUGUAUCGUAAUGUACUAUUGUUGUACAAAUUCCAUUCUGAUAACUCCCCAUUCCAUAAAUAACGAUAUUUUAACCUAAAUCUUCAUUAGAAGUACCCUCAAGAAAUACGAUGUACUUACUACUUUAUUAUACUUAGCCGUGUUUUUUUAAUGCACAUGUAUUUUACUUUCCUCGUAUCCAAAAUGAAAAGUAGAGUUAACUCAGGUGAAAGAAACCAUUUCAGUCUCGGACUAUUGACGCUCUCACUGCUUCCGAGCCAAACUACCACGGAAAAUGGUGUCUUUCACGCCUUAGUUAACAAUCUACUAUUAAUACUUCUAAUCAAUAAAGUAUUACUUUCGGGAAAUACUAUAGGAUAUCCUUCAGAGUUGAGAUUAAAUAAAAUUCCGGAGAAAAACGUUUUUUUUUUUCGGGAAUUUUACCAAAUUUCCUUUUUUUAAGUUCUUUCCUGUUUUAUUCAGAAAAAUUGAACACGUCAUACACAAUGCCACUGAUAAGUGACGACAGUGUCUUCUUCUUCACUGGCUCAGUGACCCAAACAGGAUCUUGGCCUCUGACACAAGAGAGCGCCACUCUGCCCUAUCCUGCGCCACGUCACGCCAGUUGGGUGUUCCGAGGGCGAACAGGUCUUUUAGGACAGGGAAAAUGCCAGAAACUAACACAUUAGACGUGCAACCUUCCUGUUUAAAUUCCCAAUUAAAUUCAUAUGGAAAAAUACAGAAGUUUUAAAAAACUUGUUUUUUUUCGGCUUAACUGAAAUCUGCAUUGUUUUUUUCGAAAGAAACUUGAACAAAAAAGGAGUCGUUUGGAAAUAAUCCCGUAUAUUUCCGGGUUUUCGAAGUUUUACCUCUAGCGUCCCGCAGUCCCAGUACAGUCGCCAUCAGAUAUAUCGGAACGGCCAAGGCGCUCACAAAUAUCUGAACACGCCUCUAUUGUCACGGCGUUAGAGUGCGUGUUCAGACAUUUUUGAGCACCUCGGCCGCUCCGAUAUAUCUGAUGCCGACUGUACAAAUAAUCUACAAUUAAAUUUAGAUAUUAUUACAUGAACCAGGGUUGUUUUUGAUUUGUAUACACGGGGUCACAUGAGGAAUCCAAAAUAUUUUAACCACGCACCGAGUCCAAAAGAAGAAAAAAUGUUAUACAGUCAGCAUCAAUAGUAGCGGAUGAAACAACGCGCCAAAAGUACCUGACAUCCCAGAUAACUUUUCCAAAUAUAGAUUAAUUUCCAAAAUUCACGUUAAAAAGUAUAUCUUUUACAGUCCUAGUUGUUCUAUAUUAAAGACAUCACUUUUUGUUAAGCUGUUACAGAAUGGAAGAUACUUAUGAAGCGUUAUUUGAUACGUUACUUUUGAUGCUGACUGUACUUAUGAGUAAGUAAAUAUAGACAAUUUUUUUUUUUUUUUUCAAAUUUUUGAAUGUAUUUAUAAACUGACUCUUAUAAAGAGAUGUUCUUAUGAUGACCUAUACCUAUAACCUUAAUAGAGAAUGCAAAUAAAAAAAUUAAAAACGAAA
Molecule: messenger RNA, 3649 nt
Organism: Cydia pomonella (codling moth)
Lineage: Eukaryota; Metazoa; Arthropoda; Insecta; Lepidoptera; Tortricidae
Product: U3 small nucleolar ribonucleoprotein protein IMP3
Exons: 4
Coding region: 80-628 (182 amino acids)
Biological process (GO): rRNA processing
Cellular component (GO): small-subunit processome; small ribosomal subunit; Mpp10 complex
Molecular function (GO): rRNA binding; snoRNA binding; structural constituent of ribosome
Source: RefSeq, a predicted model, not a curated record